AUGACUGAUACAGAUGGAUCCCAGUCUUCUGGCUCCAAUUACCCUGAUGGAGAAGAGCUAACGAGUGGUUGGCAGGAAGAACCUCAUAAGAUACAUGCAUGUGAAACACAUACACAAAUGGAGCGUUCACGUUCAAGGCAAAAGAAUGAUUCUUCUGAGGAAUCUUCAGAUGAGCUUAACAUAUAUAAAUCAUCAGCUGCUUCAGCUGAGUUUUUACUGGACAGCAGUGAUUCAGAAAUUGAUGUCUCUGCUGCUGGUGGCAGCGGGUACCAUCCCAAGUGUUCCACUGCACCUGCAAAACGAAAAAGGAAAUCCAAGUCUUCAAGGCAACAAGUUGAAGCUGUUGCAGGAGUGUCUGACAAUGAAAGCUCCUCAGAUUCUUCUCUGUCUCCUCAAAGUCCACCAAAACCAUCGGAAACUUCAAAGAGGCCCAAGUCAAAAUUCAAUUUGAAAGCCAUUUUUGACUAUCACUUCAGGGGGAAAAAGUUUAAGGCUGCUGCACACCGAAAAUACAUGGAUGGCUCAGGAAAGAGGAGGAAGAAGACGAAGUAUGUGAGCACACAGAUGCCUGUGGGGAGACCACCACUGACGGCCUCACGUGAAGAGCAAAAGAGAAGGCUUCUAGGCAGAGGUGUUCAAUUCCCUUUUGUUCAAAAACAUUAUGGGAAGAAACAUAUUCCCCUGAAGAUGGUUCUUGGCUAUGAGCAAGCAGCUCUGAAGGGAUAUUUCCGGUACAUUGAAAUGCUUAAAUAUGAAGAACAUCUUAAGAAAGCUUUAAAAGCCCUUCAGGCUAGUGAAGACUUGGAAAGAGAAUGUCUGAUGGAACGGAAACACAAAUACUUGGAUGAUGAAGGCCCCAUUUCCCCUAUUCAGGAGACAAAUGAUAAUGACGACAGCUUGAAUCCUGAUAAUCAAGAUGACUUUGGUGCCAGAGUAGUGGAGAACAGCUCGUUUAUUCUAAGCAGCAAAAUUCCCAGUAAGAAAAAAUCAAAGCCAGUAAAGAAACGUGCAAAAUUAACUGAAGUGAUUGAAGUAGAGGAGGAAUAUGAUGGCUCAGGUAAAAAUAGUCUACCUUUAAGAUCAUCAAGUCCAACCAUUACCCCAGGGCUGCCAAGACUACCACUAAAACAUAUCUCUCAUAGUUUCAUAUUAAGCGCAUCUGCAUGUGGGAGGCCUGAGAAACCCCACCUGAGUGCCACCAAAGUGAGUCUGAAGGUGAGUGCUUCGCAGAAUGUUGGUGUUACAGAGAAACUUGAGGUCACUUCAAAGAGGGUUUGCAUGGCUGAGAAACCAGCAGCUCUUAACGCGGUGACCGCACAUUGA
This is a messenger RNA of Nestor notabilis (Kea), 1323 nucleotides long. RefSeq names its product TATA box binding protein (TBP)-associated factor, RNA polymerase I, D, 41kDa (gene TAF1D). Bases 1 to 1323 code for a protein of 440 amino acids. Gene Ontology annotation, cellular component: nucleoplasm; RNA polymerase transcription factor SL1 complex; nucleus. Lineage: Eukaryota; Metazoa; Chordata; Aves; Psittaciformes; Psittacidae. The transcript is spliced from 8 exons. The record is from RefSeq and is a predicted model, not a curated record. Gene Ontology annotation, biological process: regulation of DNA-templated transcription.